GAACUGAUAAUCGAAUAAUCGCUUAGUUGAGAGAGAUAGAAACGUAAAAGAACGAAGGGUUAAUUAUACUUUAAUAUUCAAAAUAAAUCUGGUUUUCUUAAAAUUUUAAUAAAGUGAUGUAACAUUAAUAUACGUAAAAACUUAUGUUUUAAGCAUUUACUUCGGCAAAAGAAAUUAAAUUAAUUUUCUUAUUUUCAGACUUAAAAUACCCUUAUUACAGAUUUAAAAGAAGCGAAAAGUAUGCUUUCAUUUAGCAUCAAAGAAAAAAUGAGAGAAGAAAUAUUAAGGUGGGAAACAAAGAUGUAUUUUCAGGUUUUCUCGAUAUUUUGAAUUCAGUCCCAAGAAUUUUGGCACUUACUUUCUCAAAUUCUUAUGGCAAGUUUAAAUUUAAUUAUAUAUAUUAUCCUUUCCUUUCCACCUUCAAAAAUUUUAAUUUCAUUUCUAAAACCUAUAUUUUAUAUUUAGUUGGUAAAUUUUAAUUAGUUACGUUAAGUUAUUCAGUAUAAGUUAAGUGUAAAUUUUCCACAACUAAUCUCAUUGGCGGGAAUUAUCAACUUGGUUAAUUAUUGGCGGGAACUAUUCUUCCCACUUUUCCCUCGUGAAGACAAAGAAUAUUCUCGGGUGAAGAUCUCCUGCGAACAGCGACUACCUUUUUUAAAGGGCUAUAAAUUUGCUUUGAUUAAUUUUGAAAAUGUCGUCAAUUGUAGCCGAACUUUUACAGUCAUCAGGAAAGUUAACUAAAGAAAGUAUAGUUUUCAAAGUUCAUGAUCUGAAGACAAAAUAUGAAGAUAUUAAGCAUGAAGUUAUUGAAAGCUUGAAGAAUAAGUAUAUUGAAUUUUUACCUCACUAUCAUAAGCUUGACAGACUUGAUGAUGAUUUGAGUAAAAUUACUGAUGAGUUUGAAGUUUUAUGUACCCAGAUUGAAAGAGAGAUUAAGCCACAAGUGGUGAAUUCUGAUGAUGGAUUCCAAAACAUUUUGGAAGAUUUGAAGAAGACCAAGAAAAUUCAAAUGAUUGCAUCAAAUCUUAUUUUACUUCAUCAGCAUCUAAGUGGAGCAAAACGUGCUUUGCUGCAGUCUUCGUAUUUGCAUGCUGCCCGUGAUCUGCUAGACUUUGAGCUGGUUUAUAAAUCUAUUGAUUUAGAAAAUCAAACAGAUGCAAUAGUAAUUCAUGCUAUCAAAACAGAAUAUUUAGUUACCAAAACUAAUUUAAUACAUAGUCUAGAAACAUUAUGGCACAAGAAAUAUGUCAUUAAUAGUAUUCAAGAAGACAAAAACAAAAAAACUGUUACAUUUACUAUUCACAAAAACCCAGAUGAAGAUGAAAAUGUCUUAAAAACUUUAAAACUUUUAAAUAACCUUUCACGUCUGUUGAAAGAAUUCGGAAAACAGUUUUUAAAUGUCGUAUGUAAUACUGUAUUAAUGAAUAAUGUUAAAAUUGAAUGUGAUGUAUCCUCUGUUUUAACUCUAACUAUCAUUAAUGAGCAGAGUCCAAUGCCAGAGGAAGUAUUUGAAACUUUAACGCAGAUUUUUUUAUUUCUUAAUUCAGAAAUUUUCUAUUUACCAACUGAUAUAGGGAAAGAUAACUCUGGACAUAUAGCAAUGAGUGAGUUUGGAAAGUCAAUUGAAAAGGAUUUUUGUUCAUUAGUUAUAGAAAAAUGCUUAAAAACAAUAGUUCCAAAGCAAAGUAAGCAGCUGGAUGCUUUUCAUAAAGAAAUAGUUUCUGCUGAAAAAUUUUGUUCCGUUCUCAAAGAACUGAAAUUUUUUACUAUGCCUGAAAAUAAACUUUUGGAAUUUAUAUAUAGUGUUGAUACUCUCCCUGUGGAUAAAAUGACUCAAGAUAUUAUGAAUAGAGCUCGAUCUUUCAUGAAAAAGAGCUUACAUCAGACUGUGACUGUUGGCUCAGAAAUUGAAUCCAGUGGUGAAAAGAAUAUAACUAAUCUGAAUGAAACAGAUCAAACAAAAAAUCAACUUAGCAAAUCAGCCUUUAUAUUUCCUCGGUGCCAGAUCAGUACUUCAGUGAAAGACCUGAAAAAUUUUCUUUAUACAAUUAAAGAUGAAGCAAAAAAUAUUGGAUCUUCGUACGUGUUGAGAAUUUUUUAUGUCGCUAGAAGUAUUUGUGAACUUUAUUGUUGUGUUGUGCCUACUUUUCAUAAACAGGAAAUUGAAAGCGUUCCCCAGCAAACAGCUAUAUUUCAUAAUAACUGUAUGUAUUUAGCUCAUUACCUUUGUGUCCUUGGUACUGUUUACGAAUGUGAUCUGGAAUCUGAUAUUCCUAAGACUUUUGUUGAUUUGGUGCAAGACAUUCGAAGGUUAGGAACAGAAGCUUUUCUCUGCCAGAUGAGAUGUCAGAGAGAGCAACUCCUUCAAUUGUUGAAAGAACUAAAAGACUAUCAGAAUAUUGUAACUGAUGAUGGCUUAGUUAACAAAGCAGAAAAAGCUGUCAGGCAGUGUCUUUGUCAGCUGCAACUACUAAAAAAAGCAUGGUCAGAUAUUCUCCCUGUUCAAGUAUACUUCAAAGCUAUUGGAACUUUGCUGAAUACAUGCCUUGAAGAAAUAAUGUCCAACGUAUUAUCAUUAGAAGAUAUUGCAGCAGAAGCUGCUGCACAGUUAGAUAGCAUUUUUGGAAUACUUCUAAAAGAAGGAUCAGAUCUUUUUAAGAUCUCUUCUACAAACAGAAGUAAUGCUGUGCAUCUUUAUGUGCGAAGUCUCACCAAAUUUCAGGAAAUGCAUUUUCUUUUAUGUGCUACUAUGAAAGAAAUUGUUGAUCGGUGGGCUGGUGGGAAAGGUUCCUUGGCAACACACUUUAGACCAGAAGAAGUCAGACAUAUGAUAAUGGCUUUUUUUGAAAAUUCUGAAAAGAGAGUAGCAGCUCUAUCUAAGAUCAAAUGAUCAUUAUUUAUAUAACUGUAAAAUCAAUAUCAUUUAAUUUGUAGUUUGCAUUUUGUAACAGAAGUACUACAUCUUUUAAAAAUAAUUCUGUGUAUAUAUAUAUAUAUAUAUAUUGUAAUAUUAUACGAAUUUGUUACGAGUUAAGUAUUUUUAUCUGUAUUUUGUAUUAUAUAUUAUUAAAACAAUAAUUAAAUUCUUAUUGAAGUAAAUAAAGUUUUAAAUUUGCAGUGGUUUUUAUAUUUUAGUUGUUGUGUAUCAGUAGUGCAGAGAGUAUUUUUUUUUUAAUCCCUGCAUUUUGUUCGCAUGAAAGAAUAAUAUUUUUUACUAUCUCUUUGAAUUACGAGUUCAAAUUUUAGUAACAGGGAAAAAAAAAUUGCAGCUUAUUUUCUGAUGUUAUUAAAUUUUUAUGUAAAGAUAAAGUGCUAUGAAAAUUUAAAACUAUGGUGUGAUCCAACUUACUAUAUCCAUAAAUUUAUGAACAACUUUUUAACAAAUGAAGCCAUAAACUUGUAAUUAAAGAAUAAAGAGAAGAGUGCAAUUAUGCAUACAACAUUCAUUUUAAUAGAAAGGAUGCCAAUGAUUGUAGUUGAAUGCUUCUGUAGCCAAAAAUAUUGUUACAAACUGUCCAGCCGUGGUACAAUAGAUUCCCCGCAAGGUGGGUUUUAGAAUUGCAAGGAUUUGGCAUGAAAUCACCCAUUUGGUGACAAAAUUGGCGAUAUGCCAAAGACGGAUGGUGAACAUUCUAGAAUGAAUUCUUACCAGUUUGUCCCAGAAUUUUCUCGAAGGCAGUCCGAAAGCUAUACAGGGUGUCCCAGAAAUGUUGCCACAAACUUCUGGGGAAGGUAGGGCACAUCAUAAGGAUGAAGAAUUGCAUAGGAACCCAUGCCCGGAAACAUCAUUGUACACCACCAGGGGGUGCUGUACAAGAGAAGUGCUAGUGGAAAGUGAGGAUUGCCUCAUUUGACUGGUAGGUACCAUACGAAGAGCAUGGAACACUAUAUGAGCUGGGAGCUUGCAGACAUGCAAUUAGUGUAUGGUAUAACUGAGGAUAAUGAAAUGCAUCUUGUGGCAAGACCCGCCUAUGCAGCUCCUACAAUUAAAGAAACUCCUGGUGUGUUUGAACAUGUCCAGCAAUAAAUGGUCUGUCAGCAUCACGCAUGUUAUCUGUCUGAUUGUGCAAACUUCGAGCAUCUGUUGUGACAUUCAAGCUGUUGUACACCAUUUGUAUUCAUGUCCAAUAAGUGUUUCAAAUUAAUCACUCUUGUUUCUUUUCCCAUCUUCUACCUCUGCUAUCACUUAUCCCUGACAUUUCUGGGCAUGGGUUUCUAUGCAAUUCUUAAUCCUUAUGAUGUACCAUACCCUCCGAGAAAUUUAUCGUAACAUUUCCGGGACACUCUGUAUAACCCUGCUGGUACACAGAGUAGGGAGUGUUUCAUAGUCUAUCAAGUCGAUAUUGAGUCUAUGUGGAGUUGGUCAUCGAGAGUGUGCAUCGUUGAGGCAAUUGUUUGCCUUACAAAUUGUAGCGUGGAGAGUCGCGAGAGUACGUUGAGUUCCUGGAACAACCGAAUCGGGAGCUGUACUCUGGUGUUUUGCCGUUAAGCUGUCUUCAUUGUUAUAGCUUGAGGCUGUGUUGCUGAUUAUUUCAGCUUGUUUAUAGUAGUUUUUCGAUGACUGUAAACGUGAUUUUGGAACUGUCCUGAGUAAAAAUGGCUAAAUAAAUUGUGUUUUGAUGUUUCAUCAACUGUCAUCGUUAAUCGCUCUAAAUACACGAACCCACAAGAAUGUACCAAUAUAAAAUUUUAAUGUUCCUAGUUUCUGCAGUAGUUAAAUGCAAGAUUUAGCAUGCGCUGUUUAUAUUGUAUAAGUUCUUAUCGUGAAAUUUUCAAAGAUAUUUUGAAACUACAUUACUUCAACAGCUUGGUUGUAAAAGUAAAAUUGUAUUUUUCAAAGUUGAGCAUUUUGCAUAGGAGUCCCAUUCUAUUCUUCUAAAAUGAGGAAUUGGGUGCUUUUGAGUAACUAUUGUACAAUAAAUGUAGGACUGAAAAUCAGUUGUCUGAAGUUCAGAAGCAAAUGUUUGUUUAUGCAAUUUUUGCACAUAUGCUGAUACUAAUAGUACAAAUAAGUCUCUGCCGUUUUUUAUUAAAAAAUUGGGCAUUUAUUGUGAAAGAAUGGUAUGUUGUGUUUUAUUCAAAGUAUUGUCCAUCGCUAGCCACUAUGUUUUUCCAUCUUUCUGGCAGCAUACAGAUACUGCAUUCGAAGAGCGCUUCCUCUUUCAAGGCUAUCCAUAAAUCAACCCAUUUUUUGGGUAUCUGCAUAUGACGUAAAGUGCUGCUCACCCAGGCCAUGCAUCAUCAAUCGAAGCAAGUAAUAAUAGUAGGAGCAAUAUCUGGUAAAUGCAGGAGGUGGGGGAAAAUUUCUCAUUCCAAGUAGGUUUUUGACUGGCUUCGCAACCUGUGGAUGAGCAUAAUUAUGCUGGAGAAUAAUUUUUUUGUCAUGUCGAGUCGGAGGGGGCACAUAUUUUUUUGAGUACUCGGCUCAGUCUCAUAAGUUGUGUUUGGUAGAUAGCCCUAGUAAUGGUUUCUUUCGGUUUGAGCAAUUCAUAAUACAUGACAUUAAGUUGAUCCAACCAUACACACAACACAAUUCCUUUUCCAUGAAUAUGACGUUGUUUAGUUGUGUUAUUAAGUGAUUAUAUUGUUAAUGUUUUUAAAAAACAAUAUCUCUUAUUUGUGAAGGGUCAAUACACCUCUUGGGAUCCUUCCCUAUAAAAUCUAUGUCAGUAUUAUCUCUUCAUUUUACAUGGAGAAAUAAAUCUCUUACUAGCUGCUGGAGUGUAUCAUGGAUGACUCCAGCAGCCAAAAUGUAUAUAUUGUAAAUAAAUACAUAUUUUUGAA
Messenger RNA from Stegodyphus dumicola, 5784 nucleotides. Its product is annotated as centromere/kinetochore protein zw10 homolog. Gene Ontology annotation, cellular component: RZZ complex; nucleus; chromosome, centromeric region. The record is from RefSeq and is a predicted model, not a curated record. NCBI's taxonomy places the organism in Eukaryota, Metazoa, Arthropoda, Arachnida, Araneae, Eresidae. Gene Ontology annotation, biological process: endoplasmic reticulum to Golgi vesicle-mediated transport; mitotic spindle assembly checkpoint signaling; mitotic cell cycle.